Messenger RNA from Helianthus annuus (common sunflower), 1778 nucleotides. RefSeq lists its product as uncharacterized. The transcript has 7 exons. Lineage: Eukaryota; Viridiplantae; Streptophyta; Magnoliopsida; Asterales; Asteraceae. Gene Ontology annotation, molecular function: DNA binding. Bases 379 to 1605 code for a protein of 408 amino acids. The record is from RefSeq and is a predicted model, not a curated record.
UACAAUACUUUUCAAAAAAAAAAAAACUUAUUCUCUACAAUAAUUUUAGUCACCACUCACCAUUCAUAAAUUUCGAUGUGGCACAUCUUCAUACAGUCUGGCAUAGAUGCAUGUUAUAUAUAUUUGUAUAAUGACGUCUGGCGGUUCUAUACAUCCCAUUCUUUUUCACUCUUUCUAUUUUUAGAAAUCCACCAACACUUUAGUGACCAAAAUUCAGCAGUCACUCAAAGAAAACUUUUGAAUAGAUUUAAUGAGUCUAUGGGGAAUUAAGGAUUUCUUGUGGAUGUAAUAUUUGAUUGAUGAAUGAUACUGAAUUGGAGUUUGCUGUGAGUAUUACUAAUCAAUUAAAGAAGAACACUAAUACAGGUGCAGGUGCAAAUGCAAGUUGAGGCAGAUAUGAUGCAAUUUGUGGGGUCUGAUACAUUAGCAGAGCUAGUUUGGUCUCCAAGAACAGGUUUAAACAUCAAAUUUGCUGAAGAAAAACCUUGUUUUAUGUGGGAAGUUGGUCCAACUGAUAUGAACUCUGAAAACACUCAAAAUGAACAACACAUUGCAUCACUAGCAACAUGCCAUGUCAGCUGCACAGGUUCACAAAACCAAGGGGCAGUAGAUAAGUUAUAUGAACAUUUAUUUGAAGAUGGAAUGAUGGGCGGUUGUGACGGGUCGGGUUCCGAAACUAGACCACCUUUGAAAAUUGAGCCUAUGAUGCAAUAUAGGCCCGAAAAACAUGCCGAAAGGGCUGAUGUUGAUACGCAUAACGUUAAAAUGGAAAAAGAUGGUUACUUAAGUGACCCUUUUCUAGAAAAGAUGGAAAGUUGUAGAAGUGCUAACUUCUUGACCGAAAGAAAACGUAAAUGCGGCUUCGAACAGCAACUGAUUCUUGGAAGUAAACGAAUCAAGAAUCAAAUCGAUGGUAGCUCGUUCAUGAACUGGAUUUCAAACACGUUGAAAGGGUUAAAGAACAACCAUAACGUUUAUGAUCCGCGUGUUGGUGUUUGUGACGAAACUAGUGGUUUUCGUAAUGUUUUUCAGUCUCUUUUCUCAACAGAAACUAUCAAACAGUUUGAGAAUAAAUCCAUAGGCAGUUGCAUCUCGAAAGACACAGUUUUAGCCGAAAGAUGCAGCCAUGGAUCACUCGGUUAUUUGAAAAUAAAAGAUAAAGAGAAUGUGAAACACGUAAGCUUCUAUGAACGGGUAACGAUAGAAGCGCCAAAAAAUAUGUUUGACACCAUAAGGAAGCUUCGACUAUCGCGUACUGAUAUCAUCAAAUGGAUGAAUUCCCGAUCGUCGGUUUCAUGUAACUUAGAUGGGUUCUUUCUGCGGUUACGGGUUGCAAAAUGGGAAGAGGGAGCAGGGGGGUCAAAGUAUUAUGUUGCUUGCAUAACAGGAUCACAAGGGGAAACACCAUGUAAAGAUUUGAAGCAAUCUAUUAGAGUCAAAGUUGGAGAUGUUGAAUGUCUUGUUCAAAGUCAACAUGUCUCUAACAAUGAUUUUCUAGAGGAUGAACUCAUAGCAUGGUGGGAAAAGACAUUACAAAAUGUUGGGAUUCCGGUCGUGAAAGAUUUAAAAUCGAAGCUAGCAGAGAGGAAAACACUCGGCGUGUAGUUCAUGGUCGAAAACAUCAACUUCGUCUAUCAUAAAUGUGAGGAAUGUGUGUGAUAUUUUCUUUUCGGACGUUGUGAAAUCGAAAAAAUCUUUAGAAUUGGCUUGUGAUGUGAAGGGCCAAUGGUUGUAAUUCACAGUUUUUGUGCAAGUUGUUUAUGUCCUCAUUGCUACUA